AUGACAAGGCACUUUGCUGAAGCGGUAUCACGGAUUCCACGACCCAAUGAGCGAGUUGAACCCAUAGGAAUUGAAGGGCCAAAUGCCGCAGAAGCAUGGCUCACGUAUAUAGAUGUGCUGUUCGAUACUCUUGGUUGUACGGACAAACAGAAAGUUCAGUACAUCGCACUCCAACUGACAGGUGAAGCUAGGAGAUGGUGGAAUUCGAAGAAGGUACUAUUUGGGGGCGAGACGGUGAUCACUUGGGAGAUGUUCAAAGUGGAAUAUAACCGGCGCUUUUUCCCUAGAGCUCAGAGGCAGCUUCGAGCAAUAGAAUUCCAAAACCUUGUUCAAGGUACUAUGACCGUUGAACAAUAUUCUGCUAGAUUUAUGGAAUUAGCCAGGUUUGCGGCCAACUUUAUUCCCGACGAAAAAUCGAAAGCGGAACGAUUUGAAAACGGCCUCAAUCCUCGCAUCAAGGAGAGAGUAAUCUGCUUGGAAAUAAAAGUUUUUGCCGGAUUAGUAGAAGUGGCAUCACUUGCUGAAAGGGGAAUUCGCGAAUCUGCAGCAGCCUAUGACCUGAAAAGGCGAAUAAAGCAGCAAACAUCGUAUUCAGAAAAGAGGCCAGCAAUAGAGAAUGAUUUCAAGCCAGCUGUGGGCAAAAGUUUUUCGCCCGCACUAGGAAAUCAAAGACCCUCCUGUAAUAGGUGUGAAAAAUUGCAUGGGGGAGAGUGUAAGAUGAUAGGUGCUACCUGCUUCCAGUGUGGUAGGACUGGUCAUUUUCAGAAGUAUUGUCCCAUGAACUCUGCUAAAGGAUCAAAGCCGCAAGGAGGCGAAUCCUGA
Molecule: messenger RNA, 822 nt
Organism: Alnus glutinosa
Lineage: Eukaryota; Viridiplantae; Streptophyta; Magnoliopsida; Fagales; Betulaceae
Exons: 2
Coding region: 1-822 (273 amino acids)
Molecular function (GO): zinc ion binding; nucleic acid binding
Source: RefSeq, a predicted model, not a curated record